AUGGACGUCAUGCUCUACUGUUCGAGCGGGCAUGUGCAAAUUGGCAACUUUUCUCGGUUGCUCUUUCUGCUCGCCUGGCUCGUGGUUCUCCUUCUGGUUUCUACGCUGAGCGUCGCGGUCGUCCAGUGGCGGCGACGGCGCGCAAUCCUGUGCAUUGAAGAGAGUGCCUACACGGUGCUGCCACCGCUCGCCGUUGCGCACUGGCCGCGCGGUGGGAUCGCCGUCGACGACAUUUCGGGCCUGCUCUGCGGUCUGCUCUUUGUCUCCAAGACCCACGUUUUCGACACCAAGCUGUGGCUGUGGCUGUCCCCGGAAACGUUCGAGUGGCAUCGCCAUUGCCUCGUGCUGUUGCCACCGGCGGCCAGGCCGAUGUCGUCGAUCGUCGCCGGUGCGACGCCGAUCAAGCCGGCGCCGCCUCGUCAUCGGUUCCAAUGCAAGCUCUCGUCGCUUUCGCUGCUUUUUGGCUGCCUCUACAUUGUAGCGACGCUCGGAAGCAACGUCGCGUACUUGAACCUGGUGCGGGACAACCUCGCCAACGACUUUUUCUGGGCGGGCUUCAACGCCACCGGGAGCUACGCGUUUGUCGCGAACGCCAUCAACCAGCGCCUCUUGACGAAUGCAUCCACGGAGUUAAUCCUUGACGCAACGACACUCAUCGAUUACAGUCAGCCGUACGACGAGGCGGUCGCCACCAUUGCUUGGCCCGUCACGGCUGCGUCCCGUGCCCUCCAGGACCGUGGCGUGCUCACACUUGCGACCGCCGUGCGCGGCCUGCGCACCAUGGAUCCGUGCCGGCUCCCGUGGGUCUCUACGCAGUACUGCUGGCUCGACGUCAACCAGCGCUGGGGCAUGGCCCACACACAAGGCCGGCAAGAUCGAUGCCAACGCCACAUGGCCUCGAACGCCGCCGUGUACCUCGAGACGGCGUUGCGCAACCUCAACGACUGGGGUCGAUGGCACUCUUGCUACGGGGAUUCGUUCACAAUUGGGAUUGCCAAUGAGCUCCAACGUUCGUCUGCCGGUCAAGGCUUUUUAACGUCUCUGCAAUCGACGCCUUUGCUCUCUGUCGAGGACGAAGUCGCCUACUGGCGGGAGGCCCACCUCGUCUUUUACGAGCUCCAGUGGCAGAAUUUCAAAACCACCGGGUUCCAGGACGCCAUGCGCGUCGAAAACGCACUCGGGCUCUCGUAUGCACUUCCAAUUGCCAACGUUGUAAGUCGCUUUCACCCGACGCGGCAAACGUCCCACGUCAUGAACUGGGCGCUGGCGAGUGAUUUCUGGGCCGUGGGCGCGUCCAAUGCGUCGCGGAUCGCGGGGCGCAGCUUGCUUCGAUCGAGCAGUGAUUUCGCGUUUGCCAAUGUAUCGAGCGAGCAGCUCCUAGUCGACAACCUCACCUUGUCGUACCCGCUCUCGAGCGGGUUUCACUCGCUCUCGUCGCACCUGGGGCCGUUCAACGCCGUCGACAUGGUCAUUGUACCGGUGCCACCUCCGCUCUUGCGCUACUACGCGAUGUUUCGCGACGCGCUCGCGAGGCUCUCGGCGGCCAACCUCGAGGCGCAGGCGCGCUAUGUGGGUUUGCCCACCAAGUACUUUGUACUCUCGGUGCCAAUGGUGUGGCAGGCGCUACCAAACGGCAUCUCGACGGGCGGCAACCUCUUGUGUGGCGACAACGCAGUCUCAGGUUUCCUCUCUUUUGGCAUGGGCAUCGGGUUUGGCGCGACGAGCUACUGCAACUCGGUGUACCUCGAGGCGAUGCAGCCGACUGCGCCACAAGUGCUCUUUGCUUUGGCCGCGUUCAAUGCGACAUCGACGCCGUCCAUGGGCGCGAACGACUAUGUCGAUAUUUGCCGCAGCGAUGCGAUUCUCGACAGUCGCUGCGUAAACGAUUAUACUGCUGGUGGACGUUUUCUCGAGACGUUCUACUCAUCGCUGGCGUUGACGGCCGAGGCGCAAGCGGCCUACGACUCCGUGGCGGUGCUCAACGUUACCGUCGUGCAGUACGGACGCCAAAGCGAUGGCUCGUCGUCGCUGCUGCAGCUAUCGCUCUUGGGCUCGGUCGACCGCAUCUGGAGCUUCUAUGGGUGGAUGCUGCUGUACGAGUGGACAAGUGGCAGGCGCGAGGUCGUCGCCUUUACGGGGGACGCCGGCGUUGUCACUACGAUGAGCCUUGGCGUGGUGCCCGUGACGAUGCCACCGGACGCGAAUUCGAUUCCCCAAGCGUACGCCUUUUACUGCCAGCAAAUCGUGCUCUACAUUACGAUCGUGCUCAUAAGCAUGGCCAUUAUCGUCUUGGGCUACACGCUGCACAUGCGCGGGCACAUUGAGGGCCUCAACCUCUUUGAGUUCAACCGAACGGUUGGCAUCGUCUGGGUUGGUCGCAGCGUUCUCUUUGUGCGCAGCCUCACGGCGCUCUGUCUUUUGCAUACGAGUACGCUGACGCUAUCGAGACGAGGGCUAGGCACACUGCUUGUGUCGCCGCCGCUGCAUUGGACCAAGAUCGUCCUCGCGGCCUCCGAAGCGACGUGGCUCGUCUACGUCCUCAACGACAUUUUGAGCUGCGUCACGCAGCAGUACACGCCGUCGUAUGCGUACAAAAGCUCGCUCCUCACGUGGAGUUGCACCUUUUUCUGGACGCUCCUCGAUGCACCGCCAAGUGCGACCGCCAACGUUGCGCGUGUCUGCGAGCUCGUCAACAUGGACGACGGCCUCGUCUGUGUGAGUGGCCGCGUUCAAAUUGGCCGCGUUGACCGUGUCUGUACGACAGUCGGCAUUGCGCUGGGCUGUAUUCUUGCGACCUAUGGCAUCGAGCGCAUGCUGCAGCCCGCGCUCCGUCGCCGAGACGCCCCGUCGCUCCUACUCAACGCGCAGAGCGUCUACUGCCUUCUCUUUCGCAAAGUGAACGGCGCGUGCUACUUGGACAAGGCCUCUGCGGCCCUCGCGGGGCUCCUCACCUUCUCGCAAGGUGACGUGUGGUACGUUCUAGACGUGAAAACGUGGCGGCUCCUCGUGGUGCCGACGCGGGCGUGGACCGACCACGACGACGCUGCCCAUCUCCGCCACUGCUUGCCGCUAAGUCAACUCUAA
Saprolegnia parasitica CBS 223.65 is the source of this 3084-nucleotide messenger RNA. RefSeq lists its product as hypothetical. The record is from RefSeq and is a predicted model, not a curated record. The transcript has a single exon. Lineage: Eukaryota; Oomycota; Saprolegniomycetes; Saprolegniales; Saprolegniaceae. The coding region runs from base 1 to 3084 and encodes 1027 amino acids.